AUGAGCAAGGCAGUUGGUAUCGAUCUGGGCACCACCUACUCCUGCGUCGGUGUCUGGCAAAACGACCGCGUUGAGAUCAUCGCCAACGACCAGGGUAAUCGCACUACACCCUCGUAUGUCGCCUUCACCGACUCCGAGCGUCUCAUCGGCGAUGCCGCGAAAAACCAAGUCGCGAUGAACCCCUACAACACCGUCUUCGACGCGAAGCGCCUUAUCGGCCGCAAGUUCGCGGACGCCGAGGUCCAGGCCGACAUGAAGCACUUCCCCUUCACUGUCUUUGACAAGGGCGGUAAGCCGUACAUUCGUGUGUCCUACCGUGGCGAGGACAAGGAGUUUUCUCCCGAAGAAAUCUCCUCCAUGGUCCUCAACAAGAUGAAGGAGACCGCUGAGUCCUACCUCGGCGGCACCGUCGCCAGCGCUGUGGUUACCGUCCCCGCCUACUUCAACGACUCUCAGCGCCAGGCGACGAAGGAUGCCGGCACUAUCUCGGGUCUCAACGUCCUCCGUAUCAUCAACGAGCCCACCGCUGCCGCCAUCGCUUACGGUCUCGACAAAAAGACUCAGGGAGAGCGGAACGUCCUCAUCUUCGAUCUUGGAGGCGGAACCUUCGAUGUCUCUCUCCUCACCAUCGAGGAGGGCAUCUUUGAGGUCAAGGCUACGGCUGGUGACACUCACCUUGGCGGUGAGGACUUCGACAACCGCCUUGUUACCCACUUCAGCCAGGAGUUCAAGCGCAAGCACAAGAAGGAUCUCUCCGGCAACCCCCGCGCCCUCCGUCGUCUCCGCACCGCAUGCGAGCGUGCCAAGCGUACUCUCUCCUCCGCUGCGCAGACCACCAUCGAGAUCGACUCCCUCUUCGAGGGUAUUGACUUCUACACUUCCCUCACUCGUGCUCGCUUCGAGGAGCUGUGCCAGGACCUGUUCCGCAGCACGCUCGAACCGGUUGAGAAGGUCCUCCGCGACGCGAAGAUUGACAAGGCGCAGGUCCACGAGAUCGUCCUUGUCGGUGGCUCCACUCGUAUCCCCCGUAUCGUCAAGCUCGUCUCCGACUUCUUCAACGGCAAGGAGCCCAACAAGUCGAUCAACCCUGACGAGGCCGUUGCCUACGGUGCCGCUGUCCAGGCUGCCAUUCUUACCGGUGACACCUCCGAGAAGACCCAGGACCUCCUCCUUCUCGACGUCGCCCCUCUCUCCCUCGGUAUCGAGACCGCUGGUGGUGUCAUGACGCCGCUCAUCAAGCGCAACACCACCGUCCCGACGAAGAAGGCCGAGAUCUUCUCUACCUACUCCGACAACCAGCCUGGUGUGCUCAUUCAGGUCUUCGAGGGUGAGCGUGCGCGCACCAAGGACAACAACCUCCUUGGCAAGUUCGAGCUCUCCGGCAUCCCCCCUGCACCACGUGGCGUUCCACAGAUCGAGGUCACCUUCGACAUGGACGCCAACGGUAUCCUGAACGUCUCCGCCGCCGACAAGACGACCGGCAAGUCGAACCGCAUCACCAUCACGAACGACAAGGGUCGGCUGUCGAAGGAGGAGAUCGAGCGCAUGGUUUCGGAGGCUGAGAAGUACAAGGCCGAGGACGCCGCCGCGACAGAGCGCAUCUCCGCAAAGAAUGGUCUCGAGUCGUACUCGUACAACCUCCGCAACUCGCUCACCGACGACAAGCUCGCCGACAAGUUCGACGCGGCGGACAAGAAGAAGCUCGAAGAUGCCGUCAACUCGACGAUCGCCUGGCUCGACGGCGCGCAGGAGGCGAGCAAGGAGGAGUACGAGGAGCACCAGAAGGAGCUCGAGGCUGUCGCCAACCCCAUCAUGCAAAGGCUCUACGCCUCGGCUGGUGGUGCGCCCGGCGGUUUCCCUGGAGGUGCGCCUGGUGGCUUCCCUGGCGGCCCCGGCGGUGCUCCCACAGGCGGUGCGGAGGACGGCCCGUCGGUCGAGGAGGUCGACUAA
Messenger RNA from Epithele typhae, 1950 nucleotides. RefSeq names its product heat shock protein HSS1. Lineage: Eukaryota; Fungi; Basidiomycota; Agaricomycetes; Polyporales; Epitheliaceae. Bases 1 to 1950 code for a protein of 649 amino acids. The record is from RefSeq and is a predicted model, not a curated record. Gene Ontology annotation, cellular component: cytoplasm; cytosol; nucleus. The transcript is spliced from 4 exons. Gene Ontology annotation, biological process: protein refolding; vesicle-mediated transport; cellular response to unfolded protein. Gene Ontology annotation, molecular function: heat shock protein binding; ATP hydrolysis activity; ATP-dependent protein folding chaperone.